Molecule: messenger RNA, 2619 nt
Organism: Ixodes scapularis (black-legged tick)
Lineage: Eukaryota; Metazoa; Arthropoda; Arachnida; Ixodida; Ixodidae
Gene: Agps
Product: alkyldihydroxyacetonephosphate synthase, peroxisomal
Exons: 18
Coding region: 110-1984 (624 amino acids)
Biological process (GO): lipid biosynthetic process
Molecular function (GO): FAD binding; alkylglycerone-phosphate synthase activity
Source: RefSeq, a predicted model, not a curated record
CCAGCUUCAAGCCAGUGCAAUCCGAUCCAGUGAGGUCGAAGUCCGGCGAAAACUGCGGCGAAUCUUCUCGCAUCAAUUUCGCCACUAUCAAGCGACCGAGGAGGCUGUGAUGGCUGCCACGGAGCGACUGAACACGAUAAAAAAACACUUGCAGGGCUCGGAUCCCGGCGACUCCGGCGCUGGAGACGGAUCCAAUGCAACGGAGAACGGAUCUUGCCCCGCCGCUUCGUUUUCGGCGCAAACUACCAUCCCGAGGCGCAGGCAGGACCUCCUAAAGUGGAAUGGCUGGGGCUACAAGGACUCUAAAUUCGUGGUGGACGGAACGACGCACCACGUCUCGUUUACGGGCGACAGGUACAAGAUCGGGAACAAAACGCUUCCUCACUUCAAGAGCUGGGUGGAGUCCGCACUGGGAGUUGACCUGAGCGUUUUGCUGCCGGCCAAGCAACCUCCGUCGGACCAAGACCUGCCGUCCCCAGUCGUCAACGAGGCAUUUGUCGAUGGGGUGCGUCGUCAGGGCAUUGUGUAUUCCAGCGACGGCCAGGACAGGCUUUUUCGGGCCCACGGCCACACCAUGCGGGAGAUCUUCACCCUCAGGGAGGGUUGCUUCCCCCGCAUUCCCGACUUGGUGGUUUGGCCCACGUGUCAUGAGGAUGUCGUUUUCCUGGUCUCCAUGGCGAGCCAGCACAAUGUCGUUUUGAUCCCCUUCGGAGGUGGCACCAGCGUCUCCGGAGGUCUUGAGUGUCCCAGCAAUGAAGCGAGGAUGAUCGUUUCCCUGGACACCUCGCAAAUGAACCGAAUUCUCUGGGUGGACAAGAUGAAUCUGACAGCAAACAUUGAGGCCGGCAUCAUCGGGCAAGACCUGGAGCGGAAGCUGGCAGAGCACGGUCUGUGCACGGGACAUGAGCCGGACUCGUACGAGUUCAGCUCGCUGGGGGGCUGGGUGGCCACCCGAGCAUCGGGCAUGAAGAAGAGCGUGUACGGCAACAUCGAGGACCUGGUCGUGCACGUGCGCCUGGUCACGCCCAGCGGAGUGCUGGAGCGCAGCUGCCAGGUGCCCCGCCUGUCCGGCGGGCCCGAUGUCCACCACUUUGUGCUCGGCUCCGAGGGUACGCUGGGGGUGGUGACGCAGGUGACCAUCAGGGUGCGCCCGCUGCCCGAGUGCCAGCGGUACGGGUCCAUCGUCUUCCCAACGUUCGAGCCCGGCGUUGCCUGUCUCCGAGAGGUUACCAGGCAGCAAAUCAGGCCAGCCUCGAUUCGUCUCAUGGACAACACCCAGUUCAUCUUUGGCCAAGCCCUGAAGCCCGAGGCGAAUUCUCUGCUGGCGCCGCUCUGGGACGGCUUCAAGAGGUUCUAUGUGACACGUGUCAAGGGAUUCGAGGUGGACAAGAUGUGCGUGGCCACACUGCUCUUCGAGGGCAGCAAACAGGAAGUGGACAUGCAGGAAAAGCGGGUCUACGAGAUUGCAGCAAAGUUUGGCGGUCUGGCAGCCGGGGAAGAGAAUGGUCUGCGUGGCUACAUGCUGACUUUUGUGAUCGCUUACAUCAGGGACCUUGGCCUGGACUUUAGCGUCGUGGCUGAAUCCUUCGAAACUUCGGUUCCCUGGGACCGGGUGGUGGACCUGUGCCGCAACGUGAAGGACGUGAUCGUGCGCGAGUGCCACUCGCACGGGGUGUCCCUCCCCCCACUGGCGUCGUGCCGGGUGACCCAGACGUAUGACGCGGGGGCCUGCGUGUACUUCUACUUCGCCUUCAACUACACGGGCGUCCAGGACCCUGUGCACGUCUACGAGGAGAUCGAGGCAGCCGCAAGAGAGGAGAUUUUGGCGUGCGGAGGUAGCAUUUCCCACCAUCAUGGAGUGGGGAAGAUCCGCAAGCGCUGGCUGGAGCAGACCAUCUCGAGCACCGGAGUGCAGAUGCUGCGUGCGGUGAAGCAGAGCGUGGAUCCGCAGAACAUCUUUGCCAAUGGGAACCUCAUGCUGUAGCGGGCGCCCGCAAGACAACGACUCGCCAAACCACGCGGUCCAACAAAAACUGUCCUUUCUCGCGAGGGCCAAAGUGAACAAUAACGCUCGACGCCCCCUCGUGUCGCCGGGGGCACGGGAGGCCGCGUAAACGGCGCCCGCAUUCGUAAUAAUUGCGUCCCACUAGAGCGACAAACGGAAACAACCGACGCCUACGGGCCGCAAACACACCGAGGUAUCUUUGGCAGGCUUGCAAUCGGUCGCAACCAACGACGGCAUGAUCCUUCUAUGACGUCAUCAGGCGGAAAUCGAGGGAACACUUCUCUGGACGCGGUAAACAAACCGGUCCAAGACCCGUUCUAGGCACCAUAUCGCAAGCUACCUUCGUGUGCAAGCUGCGCUUGCUCGAGGCUGGUCGGUUAUGUCGCUCUAGUGGGACUUGGGCAUAACCAACAUUCGCACCAAACGUUCGUUCCCACGUCAUAUUCUUGGCCGUCUGUAGGUUCGACGAUGAGCCCAAAGUUGCAUUCGUACGAACGAGCACUGGCCGUUUUCUUUCACCUUUUUCUUUUAAUGUAACUGGUUGUUUUUUUUACAUUUCCCCAAACUGUGCCACAUUUUUUGGAUGUGAAUAGAACACUGACAUUCCCACUCUA